AUGUUUGUGUCUGUCCUGUACUCACAGAGGGAACAGUUGGCUAUUAUUACAUAUAUUAGUUUCGUUGUCUUCUUCAUCGGUUCAUUUCUUGUAUAUUUGGCCGAAACUCAAACAAAUAGUCAGUUCAAGAACAUAGCGAAUAGCUUUUGGUGGGCGAUUACUAUACCGGGAAAAUUUUUGGCAUCUAUUUUCAUGAUCAUAGGCUUCUGGUUAUUCGCAUUGCCCACUGAGGUUAUUGGCACCGGAGUGGCCCUUAGAGUAGAGAAAAUGGAGGCCGAUGUCAUACAUAGCCCUCAAUUGAUACCCGCAGUCAUAUUAAUUCAAUCCUAUUGGAGGUUCUAUGCGUCAAACCACAAGCCUCUAUCCCAGACCACGUGGUAUAUCCCGCAUAACCGGGUGAUUGUGGACCGGAAUCAGCAAAAUGUUGUCCGAUUCAUACGAGCCGUAAAGUUAUUGACGGCUAAACAGGCCUUCAAAACAAUGUGUCGUAAGACUAAUAAACACAUGGCCCACAAAAACACUCAUACAGAGCACCGGCAGUUUGUCAACAGAAUUAAGUUAUUGCAGUUUGAGGUGAAAGGUGUAGAGGAAAGGCUGGUGUUAACUGAGGAUAGGAUGGUCGAGGAUUUAGUGACAAGAAUCGACAGAAUCAAUGAAUUAAACAGAAAAAUAUCUGAGAAAUUCAUGAAACAAUCGCAACUAUUGGAGCAUAAUGGGAAUGGGAUUAAACCAAAACCGCGAACCACUGGCCUUAUUCGUCGUUCACAAACUAACAUCCAGGACAAUAAACAGCUGACUAUCGUAGUGGACAAUCACAUCAGACAUGACCUGGACACUCACAUUAAUUAUUUUGGUAUAGUAUUACCUAAAAAGGACCAGAGAUUGUCACUAUACGAGCGAAUACAGCACAACACCUAUGAAUUCCUGCACCAACCGAGUGGUCUAUUCUCAUAUACUUAUCACAUACUCGUAUUGAUUCUGGUAUUGCUGUGCCUCAUAAUGACUGUCAUGUUGUCUGUCCAGCGAUUUGCUAUCACAUCGUGGAAAAUCAUGGAAGUGUUAGAGCCGGUGAUCUUAGCGUGGUUCGUGUUUGAGUUUGUCAUCCGUUUGUGGGCCAGUGGUUGUCGACAGGCAUACCAGGGCUGGCGCGGGAAAGUGCGGUAUCUACUCAAAAUCGAGUCAAUCAUAGAUUUAGUGGUGAUUGUGGUGUCGGCGGUGGUGUUGGGCGUCCAGUCUCUCAGCUCAUCCGCUGACACGAGUAUAGUGUUCGCUGCGGCAGCCCUUCGAGGCUUUCACCGGCUGUUUAUAGUCAUACGACUGGUGUGGGCGAGGAAGUCCACUUCUGGUGUUGACAGUGCCGUCAGUCCCUUCCGGAUGUUUCUGUCUGUCCUGUACUUACAGAGGGAACAGUUGGCUAUUAUUCUAUAUAUUAGUUUUGUUGUCUUCUUCAUGGCUUCAUUCCUCAUAUAUUUGGCCGAAACUCAAACAAAUAGUCAGUUCGCGACCAUAGCUAAUGGCAUGUGGUGGUCG
This is a messenger RNA of Oppiella nova, 1530 nucleotides long. The record is from the annotation of a GenBank genome assembly. NCBI's taxonomy places the organism in Eukaryota, Metazoa, Arthropoda, Arachnida, Sarcoptiformes, Oppiidae.